CGCACUGCUCCGAAACAGUUGGGCGCUCACGUCGGAGAAGCCGCUUCCGUUUCCAACGCCGUAUUCCGUCCGCACCUGCCUGUACCGCCGCUCUCCCCCCACCCGGGCCGAUCGGGGCCCCGCGCCCCGCCGCCUCCUCCGCCAUGUCCGCCGCAGGAAGUGAAGGCUUAUUGGUCCUGGCUGAACAAGUGGAAUCACAAAUGAACCAUUCUGCAAGUACACAGAGAGGAAAUGGCCACAUCCCUGAAAAAAUGGAUUUUGUGUCUUUGUGUAAUAAAAGAAAGCGACUUGCCCCUACUCCGGUGGGACAGAAUGUGAUAAGAACCAGUGAAGGAGAAUAUGAAAACAGUGAGAGUGUGAUUUAUGAGUAUGAACCAGAUUACGAAUGCGGGAGUGUUGUAUCUGAAGCUUCCUGCAUUGGAGAUCAGCAGAAAACUCUCAUGGAAGUUCUAAGUUAUUGCCAGGCCAUGUACGAAUCCAUUCAGAAACUGGAUAAAAAACUUGACCUGCUUCAUCGAAAGGUCUCAGAAAUGCAGCAUACUUGUGCUAGGCCACUGUUACUCAAACCUAAACCAGUUGCAUACAGAAGUUCCAGUCAUUUGCCCCAGGGAAAAAUAAGAGUACAAAAAUCUGUGGAAAGGACUUCAAGUCUUCAUCUCUCUUCACCAGGCCGAGGAAGGCAUAACCCAGUCAUAAGGGCUGCUUUACAAAAUAGCUGUGUUCAGGUGAAUUCCACAACAAAUAGCGUUCAACACACUGUUGAACUUGAAUCACAGCAGCCUGUUCUUAGGCAGAGCCCUCCACUCCCCACCAUCGUUUCUACACGUUCCUUGCAUUCAGAGUUUACAGCAGCUGACAGCAUCCCUGACCUUCUUCCACAACCAAAUCUUUCAGCUACUGUUGAAAGUACUGUCAAUAUUGCAUCAUCUUCAGCAGCAUCAUCAGUGAUGCCAGCGCCAUCUGAAACAGGUUUGGGAGAUGAAGCAGUGGUGGUGAACUACAGAAGUGCGUCUGGGAAUGUAAACAUUAGUAAAGAAGUGCCACCUUCAUCAGUCUCCAUCCAUCCAAGCUUUGAAUAUGUUGGUGACCCAGUGAGAAAUGUGAAAGUUCUUGGAAACUAUUUGAUGAAAGCUCGUCAAAAGACUAAACCAAAGUAUGCAGCACGCUACUUAGUUCGUGUCUUGUUCCCCAAGGAAGCUUUGCUGUGUAGCGUGGUAGGAAUGAGUACACAAGGGUGGUGUUCACUGGAUCCUAAUAAAAUGACUGCAAUAAGAGAAUUUCUUGCAGCUAACUUUCCGAACUAUGAUUUGAGUGAAUAUGGAAAAGACUGGAAAACUUGUAUCACACAUAUCAAUGCUAUGAUCCGCUGUUUGCACUCUGAAACAAAAAUAAACCAAGAGAUAGCUAAUGAGAAAGACAAAUUGGCUUACAGUCCAGAUACAUCUCUUGGUGUAGAUUUAAAUUGCAAUGAAGACAGUAAAGGGAGUUCUCAAAACUCUCAGAAGAUGACCAAUUCUACAAGUGACAGUCUGCAAAAUUCAGGAUGGAAUAAGUUCCCAGAAUCUUUCCAUACACCUUCAGUGAAGAAACUGCAGUCCCUGGAACCUAUGGAACUCCUUGGAAGUCCGUGGCGCAAUGUGCAGCUGCCUGUCUCAGUCCUUUAUGUAGCAAAGGGGAAGUCUCGGCCAGAGCUGUCAGCUCGCUACCUGAUUCGUCAUCUGUUCACCGAAGAUGUGCUGGUGAAAAGCAAUGUGUACGGUAAUAUUGAACGUGGUAUGAGUCCGUUGGACUGCAACAGAAUUAAUGCUCUCAGAGACUUUCUUCAAGAGAAUUACCCAUCCUUUGAUCUGAAGGAAACUGGAUAUGAUUGGAAGGCGUGUGUGGCUGCCAUAAACAGUACAAUCCGCAGUCUCAGACAUGACCACAAAAAGGCUACAGCUGGAAUCCUUUAAGGUGUCCUCCAACCUGAGGCAUUCUAAGAAUAUACCUAUGAUCAAGGUAGCAGAAGCAGGUAGAAAUGCAGAGAGGAAAAAAAGGACCUCCAUGAAGGACGAUUAAAAGUCAGUGAAACUAUUUCACUGUGUGUGAGGAGGUUAAUUAGCUUAAUUCUGAUUUAGUGCUACAGGAGCAAGAAAAAAAUAUCCAGAACAAACAGCCCAAGGUUUAUGUUUCAUCAUGAUGAAAACUGGUGACAGUACUUCUUUGGUGGCAUAGUCAGCUGCACAGUGGCAUAUGUCUAAUCAGUCUGAUGUCCAGAAGUUGCAAAUUCACUGCAACUUUCAUCUAGACAUUUAGAGGAUUUGGAUCCUGGUUCAGAUUUAAGAAAGAAUAAUUUCCAUUAUCUUCUAGUGCUUGGACCUCUAGUUAACACUGUAAGGACAUGUGCUGCAUACUGUUCAUAUGCAGUCAGAGAUGACCAACAUCUGUGGUACACUUUAUCAAGCUCACAGUCAUAGCUUUUAAUAUUCAGAUCUGUGGCUGCUGGUCCACAGGGCUACACAGUUUGCUUUGCUGUCUGGCUACACUGCUGUUCUGAAGGCUUUUUGUCCUGUUGUUGUUAACUUAAAUUGUGAAAGAUGUGCAAUGAUUAUUCCUGCCAUUGCUUGCUCUUCCACAGAGUGCUGAGAUUUAUUAGUGGACUGAAAAAAUAAAAUCUCUUUUUUAAAAUUAUUAGGAUAUGGGAACCUGAAAAAAACAUAUAGAAAUAAAUGGCUUCAUAUAUAUUAAAUUUCAUAUGUGGUAGUUUAACCUAAGAUGGCUGCCAGGUAAUCUCCAAGCUGCUGUUUCACUCCCCAUACUUAACAGGACUGGGAGAGAAAAUAAAAUGAAUAGUCAAGAUACAGAUGUGGAGAUCACUCAACAAUAACCAUCGUAGACAAGGAGACUUGAUUGGUGAAGAUGCAUUAUUUAUUGCUGAUUAAAAACAAGAGUAGAAUAGUGACAAAUGAAGACAAAACCAAAACCAUAUUUCUCCUUCCCUCUUAUCCCCUUUUCCUAGUUUUAACCUAAGUCUUGAUUCUCCCACCUCUCCUUGAGUGGCACAGAGAAAUGGGGGCUCUGAUCAGUCCCUAACACUUUGUCUCUUCCUCUCCUUAAUGGUCACUCUCUGCUCCUGCUUCAACUUAGGGUCCCUUGCAUAGUUAUGCUGUCCUUCAUGGACUGCUCCAGAGUGGGCCCCCCAUAGGCUGUAGCCUCCAUCAGUCCAUAUCCAGCUGCUCCACCAUGGGCCUCUCCAGGGAUUACAGGGAACUUAUGCUCCACACCUGGAGCACCUGCCAUCCUCCUGCACUGACAUUGGUGUCUGCAGGGCUGCUUCUCACAUUUUCUAACUCCUUUCUCAUGACAGCAACACAAGAUUCCUCACUCUUUCUUAAAUAUGUUAUCACAGACUUAGCACUGGCCACUGAUGGUUCCCUUUUGGAGAUGAUUGGAACUGGCCAUGUCAGACAUGAGGCAUCUCCUGUCCUUUCACAAAAGUCACACCUGCAGUCACGCUGCUACCAAAACUUUGUCUCAGAAAUCCUAUAUAAUUCCUGUUGCUUUCCUUUCCAGUACUGGCUAACUGGUACAUGUGUUUGCCUUUCCAGUUGUAUUAUCUCUGAGCUUAGCCUCAAGCAUUCAACUUGUUCAUAGAAAAUAGCUCCUCAUAAAGCUGGCACAAGGAACCAGAUUCAUUUCUAAAGGUUGAAGCAACUUUGGCUUAAGGCUGCAUAUAUGACAGAAAAAGAUUUAACUAAAUCCAUCCCCUUCGAGGCAAAGGUUCCAUGGUUUGGUGCUGUGCUUUUUUGUUUCUUUCUGUUUAUAGCUAUAGGAAAAAGUUGGCAAGGAUACUGGUACAUGCUUUGACUUCUAUUCGUAACAAAAAGGCAGUUUAUUAUACACAGCAUAUAAUCAGUUUUCUUAUUGUAAGUUAGAAUAUGCAGUGGCCUUAUCAAAUAGAAAAUUACUAAGUUUCCCUAACAAGCUCCUUGCUGACAUCUUCUGUAGGAUUUAAGAAAUAGGCUAAGUUGAUAUAUAUGUAUUUUUUCAAAUAAAGACAAUGUACUGGUGUUGGAUGGUAACACAAGAACAUUUAUUCUUCUGGGUUACUUCUGACAUUCAUCUGUUACUGUUCUAUAUAUUGUUAUUUGCAAAUGCAAAGAACUUUAUUUUGUGUAUAGAUCUUAAUAGUUCCAAAACUGAGGUGGAAAAAAAGCCAAAAAUGCUUAUAUUUUUUCAUUAACUAUAUGAAACCUUUUCACUGUCACUCAUAGAUUGGAACAGUAGAGUGAUGUAUUUAUUGAAUGACCUGACUGGCACUGAAAUCUGUAGGUGUGGUGCAUACCUCUAGCUUCCAUAUUGAGAAGAAUAAUUGAAUGAAAGUAGAAAUAGUUUUCUUGGUUCUGUUAGAAAUGUAUCACUUUUUGCUAACUUUUAUAAAAUAAAGUAUUUUGCACUUAGGAAAAGUAUUUUAUGAAUAAAACUAGCAUGUAGCUCCU
Messenger RNA from Lagopus muta (rock ptarmigan), 4478 nucleotides. RefSeq lists its product as uncharacterized. NCBI's taxonomy places the organism in Eukaryota, Metazoa, Chordata, Aves, Galliformes, Phasianidae. The record is from RefSeq and is a predicted model, not a curated record. Gene Ontology annotation, molecular function: DNA binding. Bases 144 to 1952 code for a protein of 602 amino acids. The transcript has 11 exons.